AUGGAUGCCACACAAUUUAGAGAUCUCUUGGAUUCAAUGGGCCUGCAACAACAUGUAAAACAACCCACUCACACUCAAUGUCACACCCUUGAUUUACUUAUCACCCGGCAGUCUGAUGUCAUAGUAGCGAAAGAACCAGAGAUAGGGAGAUAUUUCUCAGAUCAUGCCAUUGUCCUAUGUGAUCUUAGGACAGCUGUGUCUGCCUCUAAAGUCACGCAUGCUGAGUUCCGGAAACUCAAAGCAAUUAACAAGCAACAGUUUUUGGAAGAUAUUCGUAAUUCUAGUUUAUAUCGUGACCCUCCUAAUACUCUUGAUGAACUUGUGGAAUGUUACAAUAAUACUGUAAGAUCAGUAUUGGACAAACAUGCGCCAGUCCGGGCUCGCCACCUGAAGUCUCAGUCAAGUCCUCCAUGGUUUAAUGAUGAAAUAGUGAAGGCGAGACGUGAAAGACGGCGUGCUGAAAGGAAAUGGCAGGCUAGUCGGCUUAAUUCGGAUCUCGCUGUAUUUAAAGCCAAACGAAAUUUUGCAUUGCAUGUCAUGAACGAGUCUAGACGGGCCUAUUAUAAACAAUAUAUUGAUGAGAAUAGUUCUGACCAGGGAAGGCUUUUUCGGGCCAGUAAACGCCUUUUGAAUUUUCAUGUAGAUAGGGCUCUGCCGCCUCAUUCGGAUGCUCGGAUGCUAGCAAAUGAGAUGGGCGAGUAUUUUGUCCACAAAAUCACGGCUAUUCGGUCUGCGCUGGAUGCGGAUGCCAGUGGCGCAACUUCGCUUGCUACAUCAGCCUCAACGUGUAGUGAGUUUUCUGAAUUUUCUCCACUGUCUGAGGAGAGUGUACGGAGAAUUGCUGCCUCAUGUGCAAAGUCGUGUGCCUUUGAUCCCCUACCAUCGUCUAUUCUGUCCUUCUGUUUGGAUGAACUGCUCCCUGUUAUUAGGAAAAUUGUCAACUUGUCUCUUGAGUCUGGCGUCUUUGCAGAGAACUGGAAGAAUGCUUUAGUUCACCCCUUGCUUAAGAAAGCAGGACUCAAACCUAUUAACAAAAAUUUUCGACUGGUGAGCAACUUGCAGGUUACAUCAAAGAUCACGGAAAAGUCCGUGGCUAUCCAAUUACAAGAUCAUAUGACAGCCAUAUCGGCAGAAUCACAGCACUGA
Messenger RNA from Pocillopora verrucosa, 1146 nucleotides. RefSeq lists its product as uncharacterized. Gene Ontology annotation, molecular function: catalytic activity. The record is from RefSeq and is a predicted model, not a curated record. Lineage: Eukaryota; Metazoa; Cnidaria; Anthozoa; Scleractinia; Pocilloporidae.